Messenger RNA from Polychytrium aggregatum, 1028 nucleotides. RefSeq lists its product as uncharacterized. The transcript has a single exon. Lineage: Eukaryota; Fungi; Chytridiomycota; Chytridiomycetes; Polychytriales. The coding region runs from base 175 to 864 and encodes 229 amino acids. The record is from RefSeq and is a predicted model, not a curated record.
GGUCGCGGCUGUCCAGGAUGCCAGUGCAGUGAGGUGCGGUGUGCCCAAGAUGCUCGAGAGGCUGUACCAGCGGCGAUUCAGGUCUGUGGCAGAGACUACGACGGCAGCGCUACUUGUAUCCGGGCAACGAGAAGGGUGGCCGCUCAACAGCGAGCACACGAUUGGAUUCCGUCGAUGCUGGGAAGGGCAAAGCGGUUUCGACCAGUGCAGGAGCGAUUCACGGUGACUCUUGCAGUCUUUAUUUGCGUUUGGCCUGAGAGACGACGGGCGGAAGACAGGUGUUUGUCGGCUCGAGCCCUGAGACGGAUGGCGGGCGGAUGGUGUGUGGAUCGACGGCAGGUUGGGUUCGCAAAGAAGCAAAAGCUUGAGCUGGGAAGAAAACCGAAGGCGCUAUUUGUGAGGGCGAGGACGAGAGCGCGGCGAGAGAGGGCGAGGGGGUACAGAGAGACGCUUGUAUCACGCGCAGUCACACAUCGGCAUUGUGCUCCGAACGUGGCCACCGCCUGGCUUGCCACAUGCCAGUCGAACCGGCAGGGCGUGGUGCCUUCUGGUGCUCAUGGCCUCGGCGGUCCAGCAGACCCAUCGACCGGCCGGCUGCCCUGCCUGGGCCGACUGCUUGCUGGCACCGCAUCUGGCAUUGCGCCUGCCUUCACCAGGGAGACAGGGGAGGCAGAAAAGAAGACGACAGCUGAAUGUAUGCGGCGUCUCAGAGUCCAUCCUGCCGAAGCAAAAUUGGAUGUCGCUCUAGAGAUUCAGAGGAGCAAUGGGCCCGGAGGCAUAGCAGCGAGCCGACAGCCGGAGGGAAGCGCCGGAUACGGCAUGCGCGAGGUCGGCGGAGCAACGCGGCAGCUAUCGAUGGCUUAAGCGCUGGCCGCUGUCUCGGCGCGAUCAAGCCUAUUGGAUCAAGCCUAUUGGAUCAAGCCUAUUGGAUCAAGCCUAUUGGCCAUGGCUCGCGUUCAAAAAAUCGUCUGGAGCGGAAGGGGAGCAAAAGUAGAGGAGAGGCGGCAAGGCAGAGCGCGCUGGGUGGG